UCUCUAUACCGGCUGCGAACGUACAUCGGUCGUUUGAAAGCAGUUAUUGCUCAGCGUGUUUUUCAGGUAUUUCUAGUAGUUUAACACAAGUUUUAUUUCUCCAGCCGUUUCUUUGGCGGCUGUUGUUUUAUUUUAGGACCAUGUUCCGUUCGGGUCUAACUUGUCCGGGCUGCGGCUCCUCCAACAUCGUGGACGACGACCUGUACUCCCAGGCCCAGCUGGUGUGUACGGACUGCGGCUCCGUGGUGUCGGAGGGGACGCUGGCGGAUGACCCGGUCGGAGGUUCAGUUGUCAGCUACAACAGGAGCACCGCCGUGGCCAAAAGGCCAUGUAUGAACCUUAUUAAAGGUGUGCAGCGUUUGAAAGCCUUGUGUCAGAUUCUCAGGGUCAACGCUGAAAUUGAGGAUCAGUCAGAGAAAUAUUACAAAGAGGCCUACCAGCAUGAGAGCUUCAUCAAUGUGACCCUCCAGAAGAAAGAGAUCCUCGCUGGUUGCUGUUUGCUGGUGAGCUGCAGAAUGCGGAACUGGCCCAUUACGAUGGGAACCAUCAGCUGCCUGCUGGACGCCGACUUCAAUGUAGUGGGAGCGACUUAUAAAGAGAUGAUGAAGAUUCUCAACAUCAAGGCUCCGAUCGUCAAUGUCACCGAUGUAAUGGAGGCUCACAGUCAGGAAUAUAAAAUGAGCUCAUACCCAGAAGAACUGGCUGAGAACUCCAAGGACUUGACCAGACGAGCCGUGGCUCUGGUGGAGCUGGCAGCAGACUCCUGGAUUGUGACUGGCCGUAAGCCCAUCCCCAUCAUGAUGGCAGCCGUGUACUUGGGCUGGCAGUCCCUGAAACCCAACCAGCAUCGCCUCAGAAUGUCUCUGGAGAAAUUCUGUCAGCUUGCCCAAGUGAAGAAGUGCAGAGCUGCUAUGACAAGAAUAGCCGAGAUGAAGGAGAUGUUGUGUAAACUAGGCAAGGAGCUUCCUUGGCUCAGGGGAGCGGUGACGCCAGAUAAUGUUAUUCCGCAGGUAGACGAUAUUCUGCAGAACAGACACGCCCUGCUGAGGAGGGCGAUGAGAGCCCAUGAGGACACUUUACAGGCAGAGUGUCAGACCAGCAGUGCAGACCCUCCGACUGAACAAACUGCUCCAUCUCAGAUCACUGAACAUGUAGAUCAAACUCCAAGCGCAUCUUCAGUGGAACAAUGUGAACCAAAUCCUGAAAGAGCCGAGCCACCAGCAGAUAAAGAGGCUAAUCUACACACAGCGCCGGAGCAGAGUGAUGCUCAGGAGAGCCCAGAUCCAGCACCGAACUGGGGGAAAAGAGUGCUGUUCGCUCCCCCAUGUGUGGUUCAUCCUAAGAAAAGGAGAGCAGCACAACCUGAGCUCCAGGAUGUAAACGGUGAUGAGGAAAUCUCUGACAGUGAAAUUGACUCGUAUCUUCGAACACCUCGGGAAGUUCGAGACUUCGCUUUGACACAGAAAAUGUUGUCUGAUGAAGGGAAAUCAUAACCAGCUAUGUUCUGACACCAGUGUUUAGUUACUCGGGUAUUGAUCAAGAAAUGUGUUUAAGUUCAUAAGAAGUUUCUGUUUUAUUACUGUUCAAGUAAUGUUUGAAAUAUUUGUUUACAUAGGAAUUAUUUUGAUCACAAGAGAUGUAUAAACCUCUUUCAUGUGAAAUAAACAUAUAUUUCAUAAAUACAGCCAAGUUCAAAUGGUUUAAAAUGAUAUUCAACCCCUGAAAAUGCAACGUAGCAUCCCGACAUAAACUGUAAAGUGCUAUUCUUUUAAUGGAACAAUGAGAAUAAAGUUUUUGUUUGCACAGCA
Amphiprion ocellaris (clown anemonefish) is the source of this 1808-nucleotide messenger RNA. It is a transcript of the gene brf2, whose product is annotated as BRF2 RNA polymerase III transcription initiation factor subunit. Gene Ontology annotation, biological process: transcription initiation at RNA polymerase II promoter; transcription preinitiation complex assembly. The transcript is spliced from 4 exons. The coding region runs from base 141 to 1493 and encodes 450 amino acids. Gene Ontology annotation, molecular function: TBP-class protein binding; RNA polymerase II general transcription initiation factor activity. Gene Ontology annotation, cellular component: nucleus; transcription preinitiation complex. The record is from RefSeq and is a predicted model, not a curated record. NCBI's taxonomy places the organism in Eukaryota, Metazoa, Chordata, Actinopteri, Pomacentridae.